AUGAGCUGGAAAGGAUUAUCAAAGGCGCUUUCAAGGCUGCCACAUCAGGUCAAGGCAAAGACGGGGCGAAUUGAAGUACCUAUUGACAACGAGUAUCAUGAGCUCCAAGUGCGGUUCAACCAAGUAGCGUAUUACAUUAUGCGGUUGCAAAAAGAGUUGGCCGUAUACAAAGAUGCGGUACAAGAAAUGUUUUAUCGCCAUAGCCACUUUGCCGACCUUAUUGCAGACGUCUAUUAUGAUCCCGAUUUACCUGAGGAGUCAUUACCGGAAAGAUAUGCCAACAACAUGGAUGAAAUGCGACAACAUGUCGGUGAGGAAUUGGAUCGUAUGCAUACCACUAUUGUUGUACCAUUAACGGAGAUGGGCCAGGUGCUGCAGCAAGCUGAAAGAACAAUGGCAAAACGCAAUAGGAAAAAGUUGGACUAUGAUCGCUUUAAGCUAGGGGAUAAAGAUACGUCUUUAGAAACAUCUGCUCAUGACUACGAAUACUACAACGCUGCUUUGAAAUCCGAGCUGCCAAUCCUAUUUGAUGACGUGGAACGUGUUGUGCGUAGCCUUUUUGCAAGGUUACAUCACAUCCAAUGUGUGAUCUACAAACGAUACAUGGACCAUGCUCACAAGGUCAUUGACUUCUCUACCAUCCACGAAAACAUCAUUGACGACUACUAUCAGCAUAUCGCUCAGAUCCCUCAUAUCAUGAACUCGCUUGAUUUAUUUCAACUCUUUCCCCCAUCCGAGUUUAGAGCACCCAUCCCACCACCUAAACACCCGAGCGAUGACACUAGUGACAAUACUGGUAGUACUACUAUUCCUCAUCAUGCAGAGUGUGAUGUGCAACCAUGUCGCGAAGCCAUCGGGCUUGGUAUCACCCCUAGCACCGCUAUCGACGUAAAUGAAUCGCCUCGGCGUUGUAAUGCCAUUGCCUUGGAAGACUAUGAUGCACAAGGAGUUGGAGAUAUCAGCUUCCACAAGGACCAGGAAAUUGAAAUUCUUGGAUCACCCAAAGACCACCAGAAUCAAGAUGGAUGGUUGACAGCCCAAAUUAGUGGAGAGACAGGUCUUGUUCCUGCUGAUCAUGUUAAAAUAUUGGAACAAAGGAUACGAUGA
This is a messenger RNA of Lichtheimia ornata, 1107 nucleotides long. RefSeq lists its product as uncharacterized. The record is from RefSeq and is a predicted model, not a curated record. The coding region runs from base 1 to 1107 and encodes 368 amino acids. The transcript has 6 exons. Gene Ontology annotation, biological process: actin cortical patch localization; endocytosis; plasma membrane tubulation. NCBI's taxonomy places the organism in Eukaryota, Fungi, Mucoromycota, Mucoromycetes, Mucorales, Lichtheimiaceae. Gene Ontology annotation, molecular function: lipid binding; protein binding. Gene Ontology annotation, cellular component: mating projection tip; Rvs161p-Rvs167p complex; actin cortical patch.